Messenger RNA from Paramuricea clavata, 5497 nucleotides. NCBI's taxonomy places the organism in Eukaryota, Metazoa, Cnidaria, Anthozoa, Malacalcyonacea, Plexauridae. The record is from the annotation of a GenBank genome assembly.
GUUAAGAAAGACCAUGAUUUUCUGCAACGCCAAGUGGACACACUUGAAAAAGAAGCUUGUAUCAAUAGUGAAGAAACACAAAAGCGACUGAUCGAGGACAAAGAGCUCCAAUCUCACAUCGAGUGUCUUCACAGUCAACUUGAAGCAAAGUGUGAUGCCUUGAAGGAUAUUGAAAUGAAGUACAAGGCAGCAACAGAGGAAAAUGAAAGUCCGAUUGUGGCAUUGAGGUAUUCAUGUGUUUUAUUUUUCUUAUUAUGUUUGCUAUAGUAUCAAGUAGAUAUUGGGAUUUUCAUUUUGGUCAUCUCACUCAAUAGAACUAAUUCUUGAAGAGUUUUUGCAGAUGAAAAUUUACGAGUUGAAAUUUUAUACAUUUAUUAAGCCCGUUCUCCACUAGGCGAAUUUGUUCGCGCGAACAGUAAAAAAGUAGGAAAUGAUCCAACUUUUUCUCGGCGAAUUUUUUCGCUGACCAAUCACAUUGCCAAGAUUUGUUUUUCGCUUCGCGUCGCGCGAAAAUAUUCGCCUAGUGGAGAACGGGCUUUAGACCUGACAAGACUUUCAAAAUAAUCCGCCGGCGGCCGGAGCUCCGGCGAGUGUUACGAAGUUCACCGCCAGCUACUUUCUUCAAAACAUCAUUGAUUCUACAUGCACUUCUAUAAAUCUGUGUUUUCCUUGAAUCUUUAACGUUUUACAAUUUUCAAGACAAUGGCUAUAGACCAAACGUACAGUAUAUAUACUGUAGAAUUGAUUUUUGACAUUAACAACCAUCUAAAAACCAAAACCAGGCUAAGAACUCGUACAGUACAGGAUGAAGGAUUCGUCAAUAUCCUGACGUUUUAGUGAUGACGCAUAUCUCUUCAACAAGAACUUCAUCCAUUUUUCAUCAGAACUUCAUCUUAUAGCUGACUUGAAAUGUUGUCAAAACGUAUCCCAUAUUUGUAAAAUUAUUCUUUCACCCACCUACAAGGGAGUUUACGAUCUACGACGCGGCCGGCUCAACGACGCGGUCUAAAUUUCAGCUCAAGAAUGAGCGGUAAGCAAUUUGAUUACUGUAAAAAAUAUUUGACGCUUUUUCAAAUAACAUUACAAACUGCUACGUUCGGCUGAAGCGAUGCAAUGUUUGCUGUAAUUUCGAUUUUAAGUAACACCUCUUGGGUCGCAUUAAGCUUUCACGUUGACCGAAAGACGUAAUAAUGCUUGUUUAACGUUGUGUUGAGAAUGACAACGCGGUUGACAAUACUCUGGGACCACGAAUUAUUGACAGUUUUUGUCUUGCAUGACAAAUUUCUUUGUACUGUAGGUUUGCAUGGCAAUAAAACAUAUAAUACUAUUGUUUGUGGAAACACCAUUUUUUUUUGUUUUGAAAGCGCGUCGUCGAGCCGGCCGCGUCGUAGAUCGUAAACUCCCUACUUUCUCGUCACAGACGCGUACUUAAUUAAUUUUGAAAGCUCUGUUGCAGGCCUUAAAAUAUCGGUCGGUCACGGACAUUGUCCGAUCCAUUCGUCAAAUUGUCAGACGUAGAGAGGAAACCACCGGACAUGCUGUCCGACCUAAGUGAAACUGAGAUUUAUUGUUUGUCCGACCCGAGUGAAUUGGUGUCCGACCGAAAUGUUGUUUUGUCCGACUCUUUCUCCAUGCACGUAAAUCAAAAUGUACCCUAGUCCAGGACUAGAGGCUUGUAUGUUAUAAUGGAGAAUUAGAGUAUUGUACAAAAAUGAACGAACCGGAAGUGUUUUUAAUAAUGUCAACGAGCUCGAGGCGGCGAGCGAAAUGGUGAAGUGGAAAACGGGCUUAGUCGAAGUCGUACUGCUAUUAUUGGCAAGCUAGUUAAUCUUGGCUUGUAAGUAAGUAUGAAUGACACAAAUUAUUUAAUAUCUUCACAACAUUUAGCUCAGAAUUAAGACAUUGUGCUGAUAUUAAUUUGCGUCAUUCAGACUUAUUUCCGAGCCAAACUGAACUGAAGGUCAUCGGACAUCUCAUACAUAUGUCCGACCCAAACUGAAAGUCAUCGGACAUUUUGCCAGACGGCCCUGUAAAAGAUAUUUUAAGGCCUGCUGUUGACCUAACCAGGAGCAGUUACGAAAAAUGCAACUAUAGGCCCUCUGGCAGGAAUCGAACGUACGGCCCUGCGAUUCCGGUACAACUCUAACCAACUGAGCUGUAGAUAGAUUUAUAAAAUUACACUCGUAAUAAUCAUUCGCGUCGAUGUUGCUUUAUAUGCACUCCUGAAGGUGUUUGCUAUAUCAGUUAUUCACCUUGGGAAUAUGGGCGUACGGACGUACGAUUGUGCGCCGAAAAAAUUUUGGCAUACGCCAAGUAUAUCCAAGAGAACGUAUGAUAACGUUAUUUUCAGACAACGUCAACGAGCGUUCACCGAUCCGAGUUGGCGUCAUCUAUUUCUUAUCUCUGGCAAAAAUGACACCAGAAUUGAAAUUUUCAUUGUGAAAUUAGGCCACGUUUAUUACACUAUUACGCUACGACUAGCAUUCCGUUACAAAAUUGACUACGUUUCUUAGCAUUGUGUUUACACCAUAACGGAGUGGUUUGCCGUGGCGUACCAACUUCUAGCCUGUGUGUCAGGCUCUAUGCUUGAAAUAGAGCCUGCUAUUGAAGUCAAUAGGGAGCUUUAGAUUUUAGUACGAGUACGACUACGAGAUUCGUUUUUUUGGACAUGCUCGCCAUCUUCUUACGCCAUAACGUACGCACGCCAUUAUCUCGUAGUAGGUGCUUGUUUUACAUGUACUACGAGACUUUUAAAAAAUAUCGUUAUCAAAUUGGCCGCGGCUGCGAGAUUUAAAAGACGUCAUUUCAUAUAUGACAAUAACAGCCAAUUUUCCGCGUAACUGACUCGCUUAGGAUCGGGAAACCGCCAAUAUCUCGAAAAUGCAUGGGCCAAUUCUCUUUAACGGCCAGGAAUCGUGUUUAUGAGCAGUAAAAGCAGGAAUUAAGUGGCGAAAAGCACAAUUACAUGUACGAAAUAUCAUAUUACGAAAACAAUAACUUGAUAUUGCCUUAAAAGGCAAGGUUAUUUAUUUCUGACCAAUCAGAAUUUUGUGUUUCAUUCGUUUGCAUAAAUCCACUUUGUAUUGACUUCAGUAGCAGCCUCUAUUUCAAGCAUAGAGCUUGGCACGAGGCUAACCAACUACGGACUUGGCACUACGGAUGCAAUUCAAUACGCUCCGGAAAUUUUCCGUGGCGUUUUUUGUGUAAACGCGGCCUUAGUGUAUACUGGAAUUGGCUGCUUGCAGUAAGGCUCAUAUGCUACAUGUACAGGGUAUACAUGCUUUGAAUCGCGAAACAGUUUCAUUUCUUAUAUACACGAAAUAAGGACAACGUAAAACUAAGCUUAGGACAUCGUGCAGUGUACGUCAAAAUCGAUGAAGUGCACGCCAAUUGGUUUGUACAACGUACGAUCUCGUACAGCAUUAUUUAACCUCUUUCCAACGUUUCUUGGCUUCUAAUGAAAAACCAGAUUUAAUGAUCUACUGUACCUUUCGAUUAUAUUUUAUUCUCAUCAUUAAUAGGAGAAUGAUCCGGAGAUAGUGCUACUCCUUAACUACUACUUGAAUAAGUUUUGACUUUUCAAGGGCGCUUGAAAUUUACACUUUUAAAAAAACUCCUUGAAUACUCCUUGAAUUCUUAAAAUGUUUUGCUAUGUAUAGUUAGUUGCCAUAAGUAUUUCGUGGUGCAAAAGCCGGCAAAAGAAACAAAUCGUUAAUUGGUACAAAUUCGUCAAUAUUACACCAAGUAUUUCGUUUGGAAGCUAAACUGGUCAAUAAAACGUGGGCUCGAACUGGGUUCGAUAAGUAAUUUCUCAAGUAUUUGAGUUUUAUGUUUCGUUUUCCUUGAACGAAAACAUCUCAAACACUCGGUGAAAAGUGCUAUUUUACUACCUAAAUUUAACGUUUGAAUAAUUACUCCUUGAAUUUAACGUUCCGCGACCAGCACACGAACGCUGUGAUCCAGCUUUACCAGACAUCGAAAUUGAAUAGUUACGCCUUGCUUGUGUACAUUAUUAAAAUCAUAUAACUACAUUACACUGGUAUCGAAGGAACUAGAUUCUGUUCCGCAAUAUCACUUGUUGAUCAACCGUUGGCAGAGCAUUGGGCUAGUAUUCCAAAGGUCGUAGGUUCGAUUCCCACCGUGGCCGGGCAUUUUUUCAAGCUCGCCCGGUGUGGAUAUACACUCAGAGUAACAUGACAAACAUCAUAUUCACCUGGGUACACAACACCAACACAGAAAAAAAUCAUAUAACUAGAUUACACUGGUAUCGAAGGAACUAGAUUCUGUUCCGAAAUGUCACUUACUCGAACCGUCCUGACCGCGUAGCUCAGUUGGCAGAGCAUUGGGCUAGUAUUCCAAAGGUCGUAGGUUCGAUUCCCACCGUGUCAGGGCAUAUUUUUCAAGCUCGCCCGGUGUGGAUAUACACUCAAGCCUGGUUCACGUAUGCCUGCGCUAUGCCUGCGACUGUAUCAUUAUGCCUCUACUUGCCGCCGAAAUACCGGCAAAGUUGAACUCAAGUCAACUUUCCCGGCCUACCGCCGAUGUAACUGUGGCACUGCAGGCAAUCGGCGAACAAAUAUUCACAUAAUUUACGUUUUAAGCUACCACCGGCAUCGUCGCCGGUACGUCGCAGGCAUAUAUGUGAACCAGGCUUCAGAGUGACAUCACAAACAUCGUCAUAUUCACCAACACAGAAAAAAUUAUAUUCUUCUGUUAUUUGAACUGAAUGCCCCUAAUUUGUAAGGUUUAGAUUUGCCUACCACCACCGCUAUGCCUUACUCAUUUAGUAUUAAACGCAUCUGAUUGAUUAUUAAUGGUCUCUCUACGGUAGUGGCAGUGGAAUUCAUAUCUAAACCUCAUUAUUAGAGCUAGAGAUUCAGAUUUGACUUCCACUACCGCUGGCACUACCGGUAUAGUGUACUACACGCGUAAAAAUUAUGAGCCUGCUGUUUAACAGGAUUGAACAAUGUUGUGCGGCCCACAUUGUUCACACUUGUCAACAGUAUUGAACAAUAUUGUUGAGCCUGAAUCGGGUGAAACAAUAUUGUUCAAUAUUGUUGACAACUGUGAACAUUGUGGGCCGCACAACAUUGUUCAAUGCUAUUUUCAUCAAUUAUUGCAACAACCUGAUCGUUUUUAGCUGUGUAUUAACCAAUCAAAUGCGUUUGAUAUAUUCGAUUAACCAAUCAGAUACGUAUACUAAGCCAGUGAGAGGUAGUGGUGGUAGCGGUAGCGGAAGUCAAAUCUAAACCUUAUAAUUUCAAACAAGGCGGACAAAUCUGUCAAAAUCUUAAGAACCUGUAUUAAUGACUGAUACUGUCAUUUAUUUUAAGUGAGGAGAAUGAGAAACUUCGACAUGCUCUGCAAGAAGCAUCUCAACAAAAUAAGGAGUUGGAGACUCAAAGGAACGAAUUGCAACAGCAGAUUGAAGAGCUGAGAGAGAUGGCUAGACUUGUUGAUUCGGUUGCCACACAUGGCGAGGAAAAUUCAAACCAAG